CGCUGCCUUACGCCGCUGACGCAGCGCGCCCAAGAUGGCGGCGCGGUUGUCGUCGGGGGUGGCGGCAGCAGUGGGGGCGGCGGCCGUGGCGGCAGCUGGGACGACAGCCGUGACGGCGGCGGCGGCGCGAGGCCUGGGACGGGGGGAAUGAGGAGGCCGCGGCGGACCGGCGGCGGAGCCGUGUAGCGGAGGAGCAGCUCCCCCUCUCUGCUUCCCUUGGCCGAGCCGGGGGCGCGCGCGCGCGCGUGGACGUCCGGAGCGGGCUUCCCACUCUCUACCCCGCAGCGCACCCCCACCCGGGCCCGGAGGAUGAUGAAGCUCAAGUCGAACCAGACCCGCACCUAUGACGGCGACGGCUACAAGAAGCGGGCCGCGUGCCUGUGUUUCCGCAGCGAGAGCGAGGAGGAGGUGCUACUGGUGAGCAGUAGUCGCCAUCCAGACCGGUGGAUUGUCCCUGGAGGAGGCAUGGAGCCUGAGGAGGAGCCGAGCAUGGCAGCAGUCCGGGAAGUCUGCGAGGAGGCUGGAGUAAAAGGGACAUUGGGAAGAUUAGUUGGAAUUUUUGAGAACCAGGAGAGGAAGCACAGAACGUAUGUCUAUGUGCUCAUUGUCACGGAGGUGCUGGAAGAUUGGGAGGACUCAGUUAACAUUGGAAGGAAGCGGGAGUGGUUUAAGGUAGAAGAGGCCAUCAAAGUGCUGCAGUACCACAAGCCUGUGCAGGCGUCGUAUUUUGAGACGUUGAGGCAAGGCUACUCCGCCAACAACGGCACCCCGGUCGUGGCCACCACAUACUCGGUUUCUUCUUCGCAGAGCUUCAGUGGCAUCAGAUGACUGAAGACCUGGAAGAGGGUGGAAAUUGGAAACCAGACUGAAGUGCAGACCUUCCCUCACCCCCUCGCUCUCCUCCCUCUCCUCACAGGCCUCCUCUCUCGGGCAUGGCAGCAGAGAAAGGGCUCGGUGAUAAUAUUGCUGUUUGGUGUCACGUGAUGGGGCUUUUCUUCUCAGUUGGGGUGGGGGGUAAUUUGUAAGUCCUUUUGUGCAUGAUCUGCCCCUCCCUGUUCACAUCCUACAUUCUCAGAGGCAAACAGCCAUCCUCUGCCUCAGAUUGUGAAGGGUUCCGUCUGUCACAUCUUGGCCCUGGCCAGGCUCUCUUAUUCGAUUUUUAAUUUUUUUUAAUUAAAAGAUACCAAUACGA
Messenger RNA from Eptesicus fuscus (big brown bat), 1192 nucleotides. RefSeq names its product nudix hydrolase 3 (gene NUDT3). Gene Ontology annotation, cellular component: cytoplasm; nucleus. Gene Ontology annotation, biological process: diphosphoinositol polyphosphate metabolic process; diadenosine hexaphosphate catabolic process; adenosine 5'-(hexahydrogen pentaphosphate) catabolic process. Lineage: Eukaryota; Metazoa; Chordata; Mammalia; Chiroptera; Vespertilionidae. The coding region runs from base 310 to 828 and encodes 172 amino acids. The record is from RefSeq and is a predicted model, not a curated record. Gene Ontology annotation, molecular function: endopolyphosphatase activity; diphosphoinositol-polyphosphate diphosphatase activity; bis(5'-adenosyl)-hexaphosphatase activity. The transcript is spliced from 5 exons.